Erigeron canadensis is the source of this 3679-nucleotide messenger RNA. Its product is annotated as polyprotein of EF-Ts, chloroplastic. Bases 198 to 3338 code for a protein of 1046 amino acids. The record is from RefSeq and is a predicted model, not a curated record. NCBI's taxonomy places the organism in Eukaryota, Viridiplantae, Streptophyta, Magnoliopsida, Asterales, Asteraceae. Gene Ontology annotation, biological process: mitochondrial translational elongation. Gene Ontology annotation, molecular function: translation elongation factor activity; protein binding. Gene Ontology annotation, cellular component: mitochondrial matrix. The transcript is spliced from 7 exons.
GUUUAAAGACCCACCUUUCAUUUGCUCAGGUAAUAUAGAUACAUAUAUCGUCACCCAAUACCAAUAUCACAGAACCUCCAUUAAAGAUACCUGCUUUCUUUAUAGGGUGAAGAAGCUGAUGAAGAAUUAGCCUAUUUACUGACCUAAUUCAAUUGAACUAAACCAGACCAAACUUGAUUCAUCUUUGGAGUCACGACAUGACACCUGUUACCCCUUCAUCGACAAGCAGUAUUUCUCUCAUCCCUGGGCCUACAUUUUAUACAAAAACAAUCAAUGGUUCGAUAAAAUGCUGCAGUUUACGAAGACCUACUAGUAGAACCCUAUAUGCUCAAGAUUGUGUGUUACCUUUGUCAACAUCCCUUAGAUUAUUUUCACAUAUUAGGACAUUUGGCUCGCACUACAAACCAAGAUUUGGCGUGCCAUCAGCCACCGAGGUCGAUGUAGCUGUGGAACAAGCUGAUCAAUCAGAUUCCCCUGUUUCUGAGCAAGUUUCAUCUCAAACAUCAGAACCGACAUCAACUGUUGAUAAGAUGAAACAAAGAUCAAGACCAGUUAGAAAGAGUGAAAUGCCACCAGUGAAAGAUGAAGAAUUGGUCCCUGGUGCAAGUUUCACGGGUAAAGUAAGAUCGAUACAACCAUUUGGAGCUUUUGUUGACUUUGGUGCUUUCACAGACGGGCUGGUUCACGUUUCACGUUUAAGUGACGGCUAUGUGAAGGAUGUUGCAAGCGUAGUUUCGGUUGGACAGGAAGUGAAGGUAAAAUUAGUGGAGGCUAACAUUGAAACGGGGCGAAUAGCAUUGACCAUGCGUGAAAGUGAGCCCGCUAGUGGUGGCGAGAGUUCUCGGCCUCCUAGAAAAACAGGUCAGAGGUCAAACCAGAGGCAAAACGAAGGGAGAAAAAGUACAAAGUUUGUGAAGGGUCAAGAUCUCGAGGGCACGGUAAAGAAUCUUACAAGAUCAGGUGCUUUUAUAAAUCUCCCGGAAGGGGAAGAAGGGUUUUUGCCCGCCUCAGAAGAAGCUGAUGAAGGGUUUGGAAGUAUAAUGGGUACUGGUUCAUCGCUUGAGAUUGGUCAAGAAGUCAAAGUUCGGGUCUUACGGAUUGCAAGAGGUCAAGUAACACUGACCAUGAAGAAAGAUGAAGAUAAUAAAGCUUUAGACUCGCAGCUUCAAGGAAAAGUUUUUACAGCUACAAACCCUUUUCUUGUAGCGUUUCGUAAAAACAAAGAUAUUGCUUCAUUUCUGGAUGACAGGGAAAAGGUCGAGGAGACAAUCGAGAUUCCUGAAGCAGAAAAUGAAAACGUUCCUAGUGAAGCCGAUACUCAAGCAUCCAUUGAAGAGACUGAAGUCAAACCUGUUUCUGAUGGGGAAGUCAAACUCGAAGUUACUUCUAAUGAAGAGCAAGUAGAGAUACCAGAGGAGACGAGUAGUACCACGAGCUCAAGUGAACAAGUAGAUGUCCCUGUAGUCGAGGAAAAUGUACUUGAAGCAUCUGGCGCUGAGGAGGAUGUAAAAAUUGAACCGGUUUCUGAUAGCAUUACAAGCGAAGAGCAAAUAGAGAUACCCGAGGAGACAAGUAGUAUAAUGAGUUCAAGCGAACAGAUAGAUGUUCCUGUAACCCAGGAAAACGUGAUUGAAGGUGAGGAUGUAAAAACCGAACUCGUUCCUGAUGUAAAUGGUAGUGUUACCAGUGAAGAGCAAGUAGAGAUACUUGUGGAGGAAAGUAGUAUUACAGGCUCAAGUGAUCAAGUAGAGGCCCCUGUAACAGAGGAAACUGUGACCGCAGUAGAUGCUGAAAUUUCCUUGGCCACACCGGUUGAUGAAGUUAUAGAGAAUCAAACUGAGGAACCGAAAGCACAAGUUGAAGGAGCUGUUGAAAUCCCGGCUCUAGUUGAUGACGUCAUAGAAAAGCAAACUGAGGAACCAGAAGCAAAAGCUGAAACAGCUGCUGAAAUUUCGGCUCCAGUUGAGGACAAAAAAGUUGAAGCGGCUGCCACUAAAGCCACGAUAUCCCCUGCUCUUGUAAAGCAGCUUCGUGAAGAAACUGGUGCGGGUAUGAUGGACUGCAAGAAAGCACUUGCAGAAAACGAGGGUGAUUUAGUCAAAGCUCAAGAGUACUUAAGGAAGAAAGGGUUAGCAAGUGCUGACAAAAAAGCAAGUCGGGCCACAGCUGAAGGUAGAAUCGGUUCCUACAUUCAUGAUAGCAGAAUAGGUGUCCUCGUAGAAGUCAACUGCGAGACCGAUUUUGUAUCACGUGGAGACAUAUUUAAGGAAUUAGUUAAUGAUUUAGCAAUGCAAGUGGCGGCAUGCCCUCAAGUUCAAUAUUUAGUUCCAGAAGACGUUCCCGCAGAGACCAUCGAGAAAGAGAAAGCAAUCGAAAUGCAAAAAGAAGACCUUUUGUCAAAACCCGAGAAUUUUAGGCCUAGAAUUGUUGAGGGAAGAAUCAAGAAGAGGCUUGAUGAGCUGGCAUUGCUUGAGCAGGCUUACAUUAAGGAUGAUAAAGUUGUGGUUAAAGAUUUUAUAAAGUCAACCAUUGCAACGAUUGGAGAAAACAUAAAAGUCAAACGGUUUGUGAGGUUCAACCUUGGUGAAGGGUUAGAAAAGAAAUCACAAGAUUUUGCUGCCGAAGUUGCUGCGCAAACUACAGCAAAGAAGGUCUCAGCACCAACAACCGAGCCAAAGCCUGCAGCAAUGGAAACCGUUGACGCUGCUGAUGUGGCUCCAAAAGCAACAAUUUCAGCAACAUUAGUGAAGCAACUACGUGAAGAAACUGGUGCAGGUAUGAUGGACUGCAAAAAGGCUCUUUCUGAAACCGGAGGUGACCUUGAGAAAGCCCAAGAAUAUCUCAGAAAGAAAGGUCUUUCAACCGCUGACAAGAAAUCAAGCCGUUUAGCGGCUGAAGGUAGAAUCGGGUCCUACAUUCACGACUCCCGUAUAGGAGUCCUAAUAGAAGUCAACUGUGAAACAGACUUCGUGGGAAGAAGUGAAAAAUUCAAAGAAUUAGUCGAUGAUUUAGCCAUGCAAGUUGUUGCAUGCCCUAAGGUCGAGUAUGUUUCCAUUGAAGAUAUUCCCGAGAGCAUCGUGAGCAAAGAGAGAGACAUUGAGAUGCAACGAGAGGAUAUUUUGUCAAAACCUGAGAGUAUAAGGGGAAAGAUCGUAGAUGGGAGGGUAGCGAAGAGGCUCGGGGAGCUUGCUCUUCUUGAACAACCAUUUCUUAAAGAUGAUUCAGUUCUUGUAAAAGAUUUUGUGAAGCAAACCGUUGCAGCCAUUGGUGAGAACAUAAAGGUUAGGAGGUUUGUCCGGUUUACUCUAGGUGAGUCAAUUGAGCCAAAGUCGGAAUAAAUAAAGUCUUGGAGUUGCUCUUGAUGAUGUUAAGAAGUUGAAAGAAAUUGAGAUGUCUAAUGAGUUUUUUUGAGCAGGAUGAUUGAGGAAAAAAGCAGAUGGUUUCUUUUGCAUUUUUGCAUUGUUGGAGGACUAGUUUUUCUCUUUGUGUUAUUAUUGAAGGGAGUUUUAGAAAAUUUUAUCAAGUGUUUCUUUGGCAGAAAAAUCCAGCAAUACCUAUUCAUGCCUCGUAAAAAUUGUAACUUUAUUUUUUUACUUUUAUGCUACAUAGUUUUUGAUCCAAAAUACACACAGCAUAUUUUGAUUCUAUGUAUCAAUGUUUAUAUCCUAAUUUUGCUUUA